Phytomonas sp. EM1 is the source of this 2085-nucleotide messenger RNA. The record is from the annotation of a GenBank genome assembly. NCBI's taxonomy places the organism in Eukaryota, Euglenozoa, Kinetoplastea, Trypanosomatida, Trypanosomatidae.
AUGCAGCUCGGUCAUUUGAAGGAGGUGGUGCAAAACAUCACCGACGGCACUCAGCUAGAGUUUCAGCUUCAGCGUUGUCAAGAAGCGCAAGGUGUCGUUGUUCUCGACAUCUACAACACGGAGUGGGGCUCUUGCAGGGCUCUUGGAGAAACGUUUAAACGGCUUUACACCGACUUCGGAAAUGAGAUUGACAUUCGAUUUUUUUCCGUGGAGUGUGAUAGCAUUAUGAAGAACUUGGAUGACGCUGUAGUGGUUAAAAAAAAAACUUCUCACAAGACUGUGGAGUACUAUGAGGAUACCAAAAGCUCCUUUUGGGGACCUAUUCUUAAAAGACGCUGUGGGCACUCCAAGCCCUGCUUCAUCCUCUAUAAAGAAGGCAGGAUGCGAGGUCAGAUCGAAGGCGUGGACACGCCAAAUAUUUGUAAACUGAUAGGCGAUCUCUGUAAACCGGACCCCAUUACCCAGUGCCUCACGAACCCCGAUGGGCUCAAAUUCUGGAAAGAGCAUUUUCAAGUAACGAAAACGAAUAUACCUUUUGCAAGCUUUAUUGAGGCUGUGGAAAAGGCUCUAAAUUUGACGCUCACACCACAGAAAAUCCUUGUCCUCAAGAAUGCUGUCGGAGCGGAGAAUGGGGUUUGCACCGCUACUGGGCUGCAAGCCUGGCUCAAGGAUAACAUGACACUGUCGGAACAACUGGACAAAAUCGUCAACGCCCCCGAUAAUGAAGCUGUUGAUGAGGGAACAGAUGUCAAGGCCGUCGAUGAUUCAGCCAGUGAGAACCCAGUGGAAUUGUCUCAUUCAGGUAAGGUGGAAAAGGGGGAAGACGGCGGAACAGAGAGAACAGAUGAAAUUGGAGAGGCGGAAGUACCACCUCAAGAGGCCCAAAUUUCUUCAUCAGGCGUCACAGGUGAGAAAGAGAACGAGCGCGAGCAGCCGUCACAAACAAUCGAGGAAGUGGAAAAAGGGGAAGACGGCGGAACAGAGAGAACAGAUGAAAUUGGAGAGGCGGAAGUACCACCUCAAGAGGCCCAAAUUUCUUCAUCGGGCGUCACAGUCGAGGAAGGCUGCGUGCCCACCGACAACACUGUUAGAGAGGCAGAAUCGCAAGCGGAUCCUAGAGGUAGUGGUGCCUACAUGUCCGGAGACGCGGUCCAGCUGGAAGACAGCGGAAUGCGCAAGGAAAUGACAUCAGAGGGCUCCGUGGCUAUAACAGACGCGUCACAAAAUCCUGGCAAGAUGAACCAGAUUUUCAUAGACCGCUGGAUCACUGUAACCGAAGAUGAAUUGAGCGUGUGGAAUAAGAUCGCCGAUCUGCCUCUGCACUACCCUCCCCCUAGCACGGCGCCAUUAGAAAUCACGUGCGAGGAAGCCGCGGAAAGGGCUCAUAACCUUAUUUUAAACGCCGAUAAACUUCCUACGCUUGCAGAGUACCUACAAGAGAGUGGGCUAAAUGAUGUGCAGAUCAGUAUGAUGUGUCUGGCAGCGCACCAAAAAGUCGGUUCCGAAAGCCCAUCCUAUGGGAAGCUUUCGCUAAUUCUUAUGACAAGCCACCCUGAGGAACUCGUGGGCCUGUUCCCAGAGCCCGCGGAACCGGUGGCGGAGCUUGCUAAGGGGACGCUCCUGGAGACGCAUGGACCACUGGGGUUCAGUGCGCUCUGCCUGUGUACAUCUGAAGUCUUCCCGGAUGAAGCAUUUUUUUAUAUACCACCCCCUCCGUUAGCAGAUCGAUUAAGUAAGUUCGUUGUGGGCAAUGAGGUCCCACUGCCGGCACUUACUCCACUUCAAACAAGUAACCUUUCCGAGGAUUCCAUAUCGAUGAAAAUUGUAGGGCUCCCGAAUGUUAUCGAACUUGCGUCAACCGAUGAGUCUGAUUACACGGUCGUCCUUAGUCAGUGGUUUGCAAAUCUCCAAAUCAUAGAUAAAACUGAGACUCUACUUACAGCUCAAUUUGUGGAGUUUCUCUUUGAAGAAGAGUACGUGAACUUUUCGAACACAUAUGUUGAGCGACUUAUACAGGAUGAAAAUAAACUAGACAAGAAGCUUAGCAACAGGAGCCCCGUGGGCAUGGAAGACAACGCUGAAUAA